Messenger RNA from Mizuhopecten yessoensis (Yesso scallop), 7999 nucleotides. Its product is annotated as CD109 antigen-like. Gene Ontology annotation, molecular function: protein binding; endopeptidase inhibitor activity. The record is from RefSeq and is a predicted model, not a curated record. NCBI's taxonomy places the organism in Eukaryota, Metazoa, Mollusca, Bivalvia, Pectinida, Pectinidae. The coding region runs from base 96 to 4883 and encodes 1595 amino acids. Gene Ontology annotation, cellular component: extracellular region. The transcript has 36 exons.
CUCAGGUGUAACAACCUUCACCUUAGACAGAAGAGUCAUUGCUGAAGUAUUUGAAGCGGGCAUCGACUGUCUGAAGACGCUUAGAUGUUGACAGUAUGAUAAGGUUCCUAUUACUGGGGGCUGCUCUACUUGGAGUGGGGUAUGCCCAAAGUCGACAAACUGUCAUAGACAACCAGGUCGGGUACAAGCAGGAAAGAGCACCGACUUAUUUGGUCAUUGCACCUAAAAGAAUUCGACCUAAUCAGGUUGUACAGGUUUUUGUGACGAUUCUAAAAUUAGAAUACUCCAGAAUAAAUGUGCGAAUAUCUAUCACACAUAAAAAGGUUGAGUAUGCCAGCGCUGAGUUGGCAUUUGAACAGAUUGGCAGUCGUACCAUACAGCUACACAUGCCCCAAAACUCUCAGACUGGAGAUUACAAGCUACGAGUGGAGGGAACGAUUGACGGAGGGAGCAGUGGAAACGUGUUUGAGAACGAGACUUCGAUAGAGUUCUUCCCCAAACAAGCCUCCUUGUUUAUACAACUCAGCAAGCCCAUCUUCAGACAGGGACAGAAAGUGUACUUCCGAGUGGUACCUAUACUCCCCAACCUGAUGCCCAAAUAUGGAAGUAUGACUAUAUAUGUUAACGAUCCAACUGGAUUUCCAGUGCGUAGAUGGCUGGCUGUACAGACAAAUGCUGGAGGUAUUUUAAGCCAGAGCUUUGAGUUGUCCGACCAACCUAAUUAUGGAAACUGGUCUAUACAGGUGGACGCCUUUGGUUUUGUGUAUCACAAGCACUUCCUGGUAGAAGAAUAUUGGGACCCCAGGUUUGAUGUCAACAUGACCGUCAAACCGUACAUCAUGGACAACCUUGCUACCGUUGGCGGUGUCAUCAGUGCUAAUAUCACGACAGGUAAACCUGUGGAAGGGAACGCCACUGUGGUACUCAGUGUCAAGCCUCCACCAGACCCUCGUUAUUUAAACACAGAUGUUACGAACACCAAUCCGGCCCUGAGAAUCCCCAUCAUGAUAACUCAAGUGUAUGACUAUGUGAAAGGUCCAAUUGCAUUCAACUUUAAUAUGGCUGAUAUAUUGGAGCGAGUGCGCCGUUACUGGCCUCAGUACGUAGGCUGGACAGCGUUGACUGAUUUUGAGCUUCAGUUCAACGCCUCGGUUUACGAUUGGUUCUACAGUAUGACUAAGGAGGGUUAUGCCAGUACGACCAUCUUCAGCUCCCGUACACGGCUUCAGUGGAUUGGCGACCAGGUCCGCACAUUUAAACCGGACACUGUGAUGUCGGUACAGGUAGCUGUUAUGAAAUAUGAUGGAACCCCUGUGACUUCCACCAAAUAUGUCCGCCUUACUCUGGAGCCACGCUACAGCACUGGAGGAGGAGGAGGCACCCCAGUGUUCACUGGUGCCCAGUUUAUGAAGACACCUGUGAAAGGAAUUGUUCAGUUCUCCAUCCCGGUUGAUAAACAGCUUUCUGCCCUCAAGUUAACUGCCCAGUAUGAUGGUGACCCGAGUACUGAAAUAAAACUCAUGGCAACUAAAUUCUACUCCCCAAGCAACAGUUUCAUCACGGUGUCAACCUCAACCAAAACUCCGAAGAUCAAUGAGUACAUGAUUUUCCAUGUGAGGACGAGUAACUACAUACCUAGGAUAUAUUACCAGAUUGUUGCUGGGAGUAAUAUCAUUGUGGGUGAGGAACUGGAGAUGAAGUCCCGUAGGAAGACGUUCUCCAUUGCUCUAUCUAUAGAAAUGAUACCAACCGCUCGUAUAGUUGUCUACUACGUCUCUGGUCAACCUGAGGAGAUUGUCAUCGACACACUCACCUUUUCUAUUGAUGGAAUGAAAUCCAACCAGGUUGGAGCAAAGAUAAACCGUGGGAAGGACUUUACUCGAGACACUGUUGAGAUCAUGGCGACCUCUGACCCAGGCUCCUAUAUGGCGUUUGCUGCCAUGCCUAGUGAUCUGUACGCACGAGGAAUUAAUGAUGGACUCACAGAGUACAACUUGGUAGAUGAGCUGAACAGCUAUGACGCCCCUGCCCGUGGCAGCUACCAGCAUCUGUGGCGACUCAGUGAAACAGAGUACCAGUACACAUUCUUCCUGGCUCAGGGCUACGGUAUUGACAGCUUCACCACCUUCAGGGACUCUGGUCUACUUGCCCUUUCUGAUGUCACCAUCACAAGAGUACCAAAUCAGUGUGAAUUUGAGCCAGAAACCAUUCCCUGUUUUGACGGAACAUGUUACCACAAAAACAAAACGUGUGACAACACCUUUGACUGUCCCAGUGAUUGGUCAGACGAGGAGAACUGUCCAAAGGAAGACCCUCGUUUCAACAACAAGACAACAAAUAUGAUCAACAGAGUGAGUCGUGUACUGAGAUUCUACGAGGACAGCAGUUGGGCCUGGAAGGAACACUUCACAAAACCCGAUGGAGAGGUAGAUUUUCGUGUCAAUGUUCCUAAAUACCCACUAAACUGGGUUAUCAAUGGAAUAUCAAUGAGUCGAAGUCUUGGCCUGGGAUUGAUGUCGAAACCUCUGCGGUAUGAUGCUACACGCUACAUGUACAUCAUUGUGGAGUCAGCGACACAUAUCAUCAGAGGGGAGCAGAUCGGUGUCCGAGUAACAGUGUUUAACUACUGGUACUCCUCCGACUUCAUCGAGGUGCUGGUUACUAUGGAAGGAUCCCCGGACUACGACUCUGUCCUGGUGGGAGAGGAGGGUUUUGUGACAUCAUACAGUCCUACACGACACAACGGUGACCAUCAAACCAUCGUCUUUCUGGAACCUGGGGAGUCUAAGGACAUUCUGAUGCCCAUUGUCCCCAACAUGGUCCAGGGUAACUUCACGUACACUGUCAGUGCCUGGUGCUUCCUGGAGCGGGACUCUGUAACCAAACAGGUCUACGUCAAGAGUGAUGGUGUGUUGAACUACUACCACACACCAUGUCUGAUAGACUUGAUCACCUACGGCUCCAUCAUCAUCCCAGACCUCAAGGUCAACGUGUCCGACCAGUUCAUCACCCCAGAACAGCGUUACCAUAACUACGUCCCUGGCUCAGGUGUAGGUCACCUCAGCUUGUUUGGUGAUGUUGUGACCCCUGGCUUCUUCGUGGAUUACCCGACAGCAGAAGACAUCAUGUAUCGCCCAUAUGGAGCAGGAGAAAUGAACAUGUUUAAUUUUGCUUUUAAUCUCAUCACACUAAAAUUCAAGAAAGCUAACCAACAGUUGCCCAAUCACAUUCUAAAGCGGACCCUUUCCUACAUGAACAUUGGUUUGCAGAGACAGUUGAGCUACAUGAAAGAAGAUGGAUCCUUCAAGAUGUUUAGGGAUGACAACCGAUCAAGCACCUGGCUUACCGCCUUUGUGGCGCAGACCCUUCACGAGGCCAGAUUUGGUGAAUGGGAGAAAGAUCUGUUUAUCAAGUUGGAGCUCAUCAACAAAAUUGUGGUGUGGAUCUGUGAGAAACAGAAUAAUGUCACUGGAGAGUUCUACGAUGAUCAAGUUCCUGUGUAUGAUAGAAACUAUGCAUCCAGAAGUGAUAUGAUGCAAGCCAAACUGACCGGCCACCCUGUACCUCUAACGGCUUAUGUCCUGAUAGCACUCUAUAAAAUAACAGAUGUUUCACAGGAAGCACAAAGUUGUAUAGAGAAAGCCAGACAGAGGGCAUCGGAGUACUUGUCUACUAGAACCUCGGAGAUAGAGGCUAGUAAUGAGAUCUUCCACAUGGCCAUCACAGCCUAUGCUCUCUCCCUCAGUCAGCAGAGAAGUCGCACCAUAUUUGAUAAGUUGUGGGCCAAGCGAAAGAAAGCUGAAGAAUUCUACUUCGCGGACGAUGUUGUGCGUGAGAAUCCAUCAGACUUUGUGAACACUGUGCGUUACCUCAAGCCCAGAGUGGAGUUGAUGAAUGACGCACAUGCAGUACAGAGCACGGCCUAUGCUCUCAUGGCGCAUAUCAAUCAUUUUGGGUCUUCGUCAGGGGAUUACAAAAUACAGCGCGACUCCAUGAUGCGAUGGCUGCAGACCAUGCGUAACUAUAUCGGAGCUUUUGCUUCAUCACAGGAUACCCUGGCAGCCAUGGAGGCACUUUAUGCCUUCACACAAGUCGACCCUAACAGGAACGUGUUUGACGUAUACAUGGAGCUGGAAUCGUCAGCUUCUCCAGAGUGGGAAACCCUUAUGAUGAUGACUAAAUACAAUUACACGGACCUGCAGGAAGUUUUCCUUCCUAAAGUUUAUGGUCAGGUGAGAGUAACAGCCAAGGGAACAGGCAGAGCCCUCAUGCAGCUGACCACAACAGUGAAUGUGGAGUAUGCCUGGCAGAUAAAGAACACAGUAGACAGUAAACAAUUCUAUCUGCUGGACCUCGACUACCUACAUUUCAGCGGCAGGAAUUUCUCUACCAUGGAGAUGAUGCCUUGUGUCAGCUGGAUCUACACAGAGAAGUCUGUGACAUCUGGCCUCAGUGUCUUAGAAAUUGACAUGCCCUCCGGCUAUGUGGUAAUGAACGACACAUUGCGAAGCUUGGUGUUGAACAAUACAGUGCGAAAUCUCCAACGAGCCGAAUUCUACAACAGAAAAGUCGUUUUCUACUUUGAUUAUUUGGACCAGAGUCGGUCAUGCGUGAGGUUCAAGGCUCAUCGUUGGUACCCUGUUGCCAACAUGACCAUCCAACACAAGAUGCGACUGUUUGACUACUAUGAACCAGGUUUGCAUAAUACAACAAUGUACACAACAUACAAUUUAUUCAACCUGAAUAUCUGUUAUGUAUGUGGAUCCUACCAAUGUCCCUACUGUCCUUUCUUCAAUGUGGCAACCAUCUUGAAAGCCAGCUUUACCAUGGUAACGCUGAUAAUGGGGUUCUUCAUCAAAAGAUACAUGCUUCGGGUGACAUAACAAGACUUGUUGAUCACAUCUUCAGGAUCUCUCAUCUCUUAGGUUGAUUUUCUUAAUAGAAAUUGAACCAUAUGGUUGGUUGACGUUCAAGAAUAAUUCACUGUUGCAUACAGCUUCUGAUAAUCAACAGUAACGAGGGGGUGAAGGAUUCCAAUAAGAUAAUUCAGAGCAAAUACACAUGUUCUAGCAUAUUUUUCCAUUGAAAAAUUGUCCUACUUUUUUUUUUACAAAUGUGAUGUAUCGUAACAAAUUUAAUUGUUUAAUGAAAAAAGUGUCUAUUAGUCGAUUGUGCCAUUCAUAAACUUUGUCUAUGUAACGAUAAAUGUAAUUAAAAAGAAUAUGUUAUAGACUUAAAAAUAAUUGACAUUGUUAAAACUAUUGUGCUGUUGAAUUUAGCCCUGCUAGGCGAAGGUUUACUGUGCUAUUAGACUGAAACGUCUUGAAACUAUCAAAUGAAAACAGUAGUAACAUGAUUUUAAUCAAAGAAUGAUCAGAGUAUAUGUAAUUUGGUUCAAUUUGGUAUAUGAUUGACUUUUCAACUUUCAUACAUAUUUUUCUUCUUAGUUUUAAUGGUACAUUUUUGCUGUUGAUGCAAUUAAAAGUGAUUAAAUGUAAUGCAAAUGUAAAAUGUAAUUAUAUAUUGACCCAAUUAGUAGACCAGAUUUGCAAGUGUUUUUUACAUGUUUGUGUACUUGUAUGUGUCCGACGGAAUGUUAUCUUUUCUGUUAUUUCUUUGUGUAUAGGAAGUGUUUUAUAAUGAUGUAUAAAUAUCUUUUGUACAAUUUGUAAAUAUAUUCAGAGUGUAAAUAUUUUGUAUAAUAUGUAUGUAAAUUAGAUGUCAGAUAUCAAAGAAUAUUUUUUAUACUAAACUAAGAAUGGAGGGUAAUUGUGUGAGUGGCUGAUGGAUUGUUCACCAUUAUUUCUCGGAGAAAACGGAUCUUUGAUCCAUAUGUUUUGAAAAUGAGAAAUUCCUGCAAGUGAAUGUUUUAUUUUGCAUGUAAACAUUUUUGUGAAUAAUUGAACAUGUAAUAAAUUGUAUGAAUGAAUAAAAUAGUGUGUGGUGAAUGGAGAAAAGAGAGUAUAAAAUCAGAAUAUGGAGUAUGAUUAUUAUAAAUUAACUUGAAGCUGAUUGUGAACAUGACACCGGAGAUGAAGCUUCCAUCUCCUCUUACUGGCUUUCUCAGUGUACACAAGGGUCUUAUGUCAUCUAUAUUCUCUUUAGAAUCUUGAUAAAAGUAAUUUGGCAUACUUUCUUCAACCAAAGUCUUCCCUACUUUGACCUUUUAUAUAUUAUCGUAUUUCAUUUGAAUGAAAGAUAGAUUACACAUAUAAAUAUAGUAUGCAAGAGUGGAACUUUUAUAGGGAAAAUAUAAUAACAUUCCAACCAUUUCCCCCCAUAAUUUUGUAUUUUUAGCAUAUUUCACACCGAGUCCUGAUAUGUAUUGAGGGAAUUUCAUUAUUUCAGAUUUUAAUUACUAGGUUCUGCUGUAGCAAGAUUUCAUUAGUGUAUUUACUCAUUCACCCUGGAAAACGCAUUUGAACUCUUCCAAUUCAAAGGUUGGAAUAGUUAAUUAUGAAAUACCAUGGGUGAAUGUAUUAAUAUUUUGGCAAGCUCAUUUUUCCUGUUUAUUAAUAUCUAUAAUAAUGUUAUUCCUCUGUAUUGUUAUGACUAUGUGUAUAUAACUACAACUAUAUAUUUUGAUUUCUACAACAUAUUUCAGGUCUUUCAUAAUUCAUCAUCCAUGAUAUGCAGUUAAUUUUUAAUUUUGAUUUUAACUUGUUGUCAUUAAGUGGAAUACUACCAGUGUAGCAUUUUAACAUAGGAAUCCUGAAUCAGUACAUGUAUAAUUUAAAUUUCAUAAUUAUAAAGUAAUCUUAUAUAUAGUCAAGACUAUGAUUCUACCAACAAGUGUUUUAAGAAAUUAUGGCAAUUUGGUUAAAUAUAAAUUGAUUUUAUAUAAUUCCAUGAAUGUGUCAUGAAAACAAUUUCUUUAAUGUACAAAAUUAAUGUAAACUUUUUGGCAAAUUCAAAACAUAAACGUUCUGUAUAUACUUAAAGAUAUGGACAAACAUUAUAUACUUGACAAAGUUGUUCACAUCAAAUAUAUAAAAGAUAAGUGUAUUUUGGACAGUGUCAAAAGUUAACUACCAAUAUUAAACAUAGAUCAUAUUUGGAUUAAGGAUUUAGUGACUUUUUACCAGGAGAUAUAAUUUUUACAUGGAAAUAAGAUAAUAAUAAUCAUUCACAUUCUUCUGUUCUCAUAGUAAUUCUCUUUACAUUUAUCAUUCAUAAUCCUCAAUUUUCAUUUUCAUUUUUUGUACAAAUAGUGAUGUAAUUAUAAUUAUCUUAAAUUUCGUCUAUGAAUACCCAGAGCCCAACCAGCCCGUUUAGUAUCUUUUCCAAUGAGGUGUUUAACUGUGGCUACAGCAGACUUCGCUUAGUAAUGAAUAUUUUCAUACAUCCAAGGUGACGUAUAUAAAGGAUGCUAGCUUAGGCGACACCGUGGAACUACUCGGUAGUGAAGCGGACAUAAAACCACUCAACCAGGGGACACAUCUAGAUCAUUCGAUGCUAUAGGUCCAAAACAGGUGGAGAAAUUGGCCAAUUAAUUACAGACGUUACAAUGAAAUCAGUUUUAAUCAAACAGCCAAAAAAAUUAUACCAGAGUGAUAUAUGCAAUGGAAUUAAUUGAUAACAUUCUGUCAAUCAAUUUCAUUUCAUCUCAUUUAUAUUGAGAAAGCAUCCUCUUAAUAUUGAAUUUAAGUAUUUUCGAAUAAAGUGGUCUGCAAAAUACAGAAAUAAUGUGAUUCUAAGUAGUCAAAAUAAUUGUGAAUAUUUGACAGCAUUGUCAGGUAGACUACUGUGAAACCUGUAGACUCUGACGUCAAUAAUGAGCACACAUUUUUCCUACUCCUUAGAUCAGCUUUAUUAAACCAUUGUGGAUCAGAUAAAUGAGCAGCUUCUUCUUUCACCAAACCUUGGUACGAUCAUCUCAUCUGUAAGUAAGUCCAUGGUUCACUGUUAACUUGCUCAUGUAACAUAUAUAUUUCAUACCUAUAACAAACAUUCAUGUGAUUUUAUACACAAAGAUGAAAUAAAAUUACCAAUUUUCUUA